Molecule: messenger RNA, 894 nt
Organism: Phytophthora nicotianae INRA-310
Lineage: Eukaryota; Oomycota; Peronosporomycetes; Peronosporales; Peronosporaceae
Exons: 1
Coding region: 1-894 (297 amino acids)
Cellular component (GO): extracellular region
Source: RefSeq, a predicted model, not a curated record
AUGAACGUUGUACACUCGACGCUGGUCGUGCUUUUGUUAACGCUGUUCGCUGUUGAAACAGUCGCCCAAGGCCCGCCUCGUGCAGUGUUCGAGCCUGCCCCCAUUGCAAAAGCCUCGCCAGAUUCUCCAGUAUUUACGUUCGUCAACAGCUCCGAGUGCUACCCUAAAACCGUUGCGACGAUCUACAAACUCUACGAGCGCAAUGCAAUGGUAUUCCAGACGUGUGCUACCGAUUCCAAGUACCAGUUAUUUCCAUUCGACGGAACCUACCCAACCUCAGAACAAAUAGGAUAUAUGGCUCGCUCACUCGCUUGCCGCGCGCUUUUCAGCUCAGCAUUGCUCGCGGGUAUCCCGGAGUGCAACAUGGGCGGCUCUCCACUCCGUGCUGCAAGUGAGACCCUGCUCAAGAUCAUAGUCGACGUUAGAAACUACCCAAUGUCCCCUGCGGUAAUUCCAAGCACUCCAAGAUUCGUGGAUUUGGUGUACUGGCGACGUGAUGUCAACCUCGCUGAAGCUGCAGGGCUCCCCAGUGAUUCUAAGUCAGAAUUGUAUUCGGAAUACGCCAGCAACUUGUACACAGUGGCGACGGAUGGUUUGGUGCGUCUGACGACGGACUUGAAGGUGGAAUACCGACCCGACGUGGACACCGCGUUCAGCCAAGAGAUGAUCAUGGCAGUCCCGGAGUUGCCGAUUCUGCGUGGCUCCGGUAGUAUUAGUGGGAGCGUCGGCUCAGCUUCAGCAGCUACGUCCAACGAUACCAUUGUGGUAGAGAACCCCGAUACCGUACCGGGCAUUCCACCGGCUGAAGCAAGAGCUAGCAGCGCUGGGUCCUCGAGUUGGAAAAAGCCUCAAUCGGUUUUCUUGGCAGCUGUGAUGAUCUUCGUGCUUGCAUAG